GGGGAACAAAGUUGAUAACACGAGCAGCAUUAUCACGCGGUUGUGCUUUAGAGAGAGAAGAAACUCUUAACUGGUUCAGUGGUUGAGAAACUUGCGGGCUGUGCUGUGUUACUCACUGUUUUAGUUCCACUGUCUUCUAUUUCAUUAAACGGUGCCACACGUUUGCAGAAUGGAGAGCAGUUGCAGACAAAGAUCUUUGUUUGAAAACCAGAUCAACUCAAUGUUGGUUACCAGUAGCUCCUCGUCUGAUGAGUCUGAUGUAUCUUUGAACUCCUCUGACAUUGACUACCAGUCUUAUGAUCAUGGAAGGUCUUCCUCGGAGGAGAUAGAGACACGUGUUUAUAAUCAUGGAAGGUCAUCCUCGGAGGGGGAGACGACAUAUGACUCCAGGCCUAGUACGUCUCGUGGCACCUUAAGCCCAGCGAAACGGGCACGAAGCACAGCACAGCCAACUUGGAAUAAUUCAACAAGUGGUAAUUGGAAAAAUUCAACAAGUGCUUCUCCCGUAUACAGUUCGUCGCCAAGCCCCUCCAGCAUGCCACGGAGGCACAGAAUAACAAGUGCUACAGAUCGCGAGCGCAUUAUCGAGGCCUACAGAGCAGAACAAGAUUUCCUCGUAGUUGCAGCAGCCCUUGGAGUUCAGCGCACCACGGCAUACUCCAUUGUGCGAGUAUACCAACGCGAAAACAGGGUUGAAGCUGCUCACGCAGGAGGCAGACACAAGAUCAUCGACAAUGAAACUCUGGAUCUAAUAGUGAUGCUGCUUGAAGCAAACCCUAUGAUGACCUUGAGAGAGAUAAAGGAGGAGGUCAUGGAUAUAUUUCCUACAAAACCACAUUUCAGUGAGGUAACGCUUUCGCGUUAUUUGGAGGGGGAGCUGAUAUCACUGAAAAUGUCCCGUGACUCCCCAGCAGAAAGAAAUUCUCCCGCAGUAAAGGAGGCGAGACACGCGUACGCUACGUGGAUGCUGGCGACGGGUCUACAGCAGCAACUAGUAUACAUUGAUGAGACAGGGUUCAAUCUGUGGACCAAGAGGACGUACAGCAGGGCAAGACGCGGGGAGCGUGUGCAUCGCACCGUUGGUGGACAGCGUGGCAGAAACACGACAGUGAUUGCUGCGAUAGCUGAACACUGUGGAAUACUCUAUCACGAAAUUCACUAUGGUUCAGUGACGAAGGAAGUAUUCAGUGAUUUCAUCGCAUCACUUGCAGCAAUAAUCGGAGACGCAAGAUCCAUACUUGUUCUAGACAACGCUCCAAUUCACAACGGUAUCGCAGCAGUCUAUCCCGAGCUGAAUUUUAAAUUUCUCCCUCCAUACUCUCCUUGCUUGAACCCCAUAGAAAACUGUUUCUCUGUGUUUAAAUCAUACCUGAAGCGAUACCUCCACCGUGAAGCUCCACGGUGCAACGCGGCCCACGCCAGGCAAGAAGGAGUGACUCUCAAUGCACUGAGGGAGAACAUUUUGCAAGUUGGCGUGGAAUUUGCACUGCCUAGUGUCACAGAACAUAUUGUGUCGCAGAACUAUAACCAUGUCAACACCUACUUGGUUCAAUGUAUUGAGCGCCGAGACAUCUUCAAUUGAUAUACAGUAGGUCUACAGUAAUAGAGUAUAACCUACUGCCUUACCGUUUGUUCCACUUGAAACAAUUCACAACAAAAACCUUCUAUACACUCAUGGGUUCUUUUUUACCUGACAGGUUACUAUUCGUGAGGCAGAGGAGGAAGGCAAGUCAACGGGAUGCUGAUAUGACACUCCUCUCCCCAAUCCCACUACCCCUCCCACCCUCACCUACCUCCAUCCCUACCUUACUGCCAGGCAGAAACAACCCACCAAGGUGUACGAGGCCUUUACUGUGAAUUGCUUCGUGGAAGUAUCAUGACACCAAUGUAUUUAGCUAUUAGUAUAAGGCCCUUUUUUCUUUGUUUCUUUUUAAGCAAUCGUAUGUUUUAUGUAGCUACUAAAGACUAAAGACAUUACAUAUGUAAUUCAUUGUGUUGUUGAUGUUUGUGUAAGUAUACUCAAAAAUUAAAUAUUCAUGGCUGUU
Homarus americanus (American lobster) is the source of this 2045-nucleotide messenger RNA. RefSeq lists its product as uncharacterized. The transcript is spliced from 3 exons. Gene Ontology annotation, molecular function: nucleic acid binding. The coding region runs from base 170 to 1582 and encodes 470 amino acids. Lineage: Eukaryota; Metazoa; Arthropoda; Malacostraca; Decapoda; Nephropidae. The record is from RefSeq and is a predicted model, not a curated record.